Molecule: messenger RNA, 2840 nt
Organism: Linum tenue
Lineage: Eukaryota; Viridiplantae; Streptophyta; Magnoliopsida; Malpighiales; Linaceae
Source: the annotation of a GenBank genome assembly
AUGACCAACCAAACCCACUUUAUCAAUGUACCGUUACCUCUGCUUCAGCCUUCCAGCCAUUCCUUUAACUGUUGCCUAGCUCAGUUUCACAGUCUGGAACAUUUUGCUACCACAGAUUACCUCUCCUCUUCUUCGUCUGAUUUCAUGUCUGCGCUCCCGAUAGGAGAGUACGAGGUUUUCCUAAGUUUCAGAGGCCCCGAUGUACGCACAACCUUCGCCGACCAUCUCUACAGUUGUCUGGCUCGUUCCAGAAUCAGAACGUUCAGGGAUGAGGAAGAGCUUCGUAAAGGGGAGACCAUUGCACCAUCUCUCAUUCAGGCUAUACGUGAAUCCAAGAUUCACAUACCAAUUCUAUCACAGAGUUAUGCUUCUAGCAGAUGGUGUCUCCAAGAGCUAGUUCAGAUGGUCAAGUGUCUGAAGAGAGAGAAGGGGCACGUCAUACUUCCCAUUUUCUAUUUUAUCGAUCCCAGAGAUGUGAGGCAUCAAGAAGGGCCUUUCAAAGAGGCAUUUGAGCUGCAUAGUCAGAAGUUUGAUCCGGAAACCAUACGGGAAUGGAAGGAUGUACUUCAAGAAGUUGGUCAAAUGAAAGGAUGGCACGUCACCGAGCUAGAUGGGCAGGGAGCAAUUGUUGACCAAGUCCUUCAUCAAGUUGAGCUACAUUUGAGAAGUAAUUACACAUUAGUGACGGAUGAGUUAGUGGGAAUAGAUUCGCAUGUCGAAGAAGUGAUGAAGUUACUCGAUGUGGACUUCAUAUCUAGGAAAAUUGUUGGCAUUCAUGGAAUGAGCGGUAUUGGCAAAACCACUAUAGCCAAAGCGGUGUAUAAUAAAGUAUGCUCAAGAUUUGAUCGUUGUUGCUUCUUAGAAAACGUCGGAGAUAUAUUAUCCAAAUAUAACGGUGCUGUAGAAUUGCAGAACAAGAUGAUCUCGAGCAUUCUAAGGCAAGAACAUAAGGUUGGAAAUACUAGUGAAGGGGUCUCAGUGAUAAAAGAUAGAGUUUGCAGGCUCAAAACUCUUAUUAUCCUUGACGAUGCAGAUGAGAGGUUCGAGUUUGAUCAAAUCCUCGGGAAAUUAUGUGAUUUUUCUUCGAAGAGUAGAUUUAUCAUCACCACUAGAAACACACGAGUUUUAAAGUUUCUUCAGGAAUAUAAAUUUUACGAACCUAGAGAAAUGAGUUAUGACAACGCCCUGAAAUUGUUUAGCAAAUUUGCCUUUGGUGGGGUGAACCAUCCUCCAGAAGAUCAGGUUGACAUAUCGAAGCAAUUUGUGAAACUCGCAGCUGGGCUCCCUUUGGCUCUUAAGGUGUUUGGAUCUCUAUUGUUUCGUGAACAUAAAAGGUUUUGGGAAGAAAAGUUGGCAGAAAUGAAAGCAAUACCCCCAACUAGUGAACAGGUGCAGAAGCGAUUGAAGAUAAGUUAUGACGAGUUGACCCGCAAUGAGAAGCAAAUCUUUCUUGACAUUGCUUGUUUUUUCUUGGGAGAGAAAAAAAGGUUACCUUUCUAUAUGUGGAGUAGUUGCAACAUCUAUCCGGAAAGUGGAAUCAGCACUCUCGUCCACAGAUCGUUGCUGAAAGUCGACGAGAAGAAGGGCUUUUGGAUGCAUGAUCGUAUUAGAGACCUUGGCAGGGCUAUUGUCAGGGAAGAAGAUAUCGAUCGUCGGGGCAACAGAAGCAGGAUAUGGUCCCAAGAGGAUGCCGUCGACAUUAUCCACAGUAGAGAGGGAACGGAUCGCGUGGAGAUGCUCAGGGUUGAGAUGGCAGAGGAUGCUACAUUCACAAGGAAAGAACUCAAGAAACUAUCCAGAUUGAGAUAUCUUGCAGUGAGGAAUGGAGGGCUAAGUGGUGACUUCGGCGAGAUUCUUCCCAAUGUACGGUGGCUUCAACUACACUAUGAUGGCCCAAUCCCCACAAACUUCAACACCAAGGAAGUGGUGAUUCUUGAUCUGGAGAAUUGCCAUGUAGAAGACAAUUGGACAGGCUGGAAGGCAGCACAUAAGCUGAAGGUGCUAAAUCUGAAGCCAUAUCAGGGCACCCUGAGUUGGAUUUCCUUGCUAACCAACCUUGCUGAGGUGAAACUAGUUGAUUGCAACAACUGCGUCACUCUGCCUCCUCUGGGAAAUUUGCCAUCCCUCGAGCGGCUCGAGCUAGUCGGCUUCCCUAGUGUGAGGAAAGUCGGACCCGAGUUCUUGGGGAUCGCGACGAGCUCCUCCUCGUCCUCCUCGUCAUCAUCAACCACGUUCGCAUUCCCAAAGCUGACACAUCUGACGAUGGACAGGUUCAGGGAAUGGAACGAAUGGGAGGAAUGGGAUUCGAACCACGAUCAUCGGGUCAUGCCCUGCAUCGCCGCGCUGUCGUUCGAUUACUGCAAGAGGUUGGCAAAGCUGCCGGACCAGCUAGUGCAGAAGAAGACUGUUUUGAGCCUGCAGAUAUGUGGCGGUGCUCUGAAUUUUGCCUAUGGGAACCCUGACGAUGGGUGGAGCGGAGAAGAAUGGGAGAAAGUGAAACACAUCCCUUCCACCGAUAUGGGGACAUGUGAUAUGUAUGAAUCUACGAUGCAUUACGACUCGUGGGAAGGGCAAGCCUACAAUGGAACCGGCUUUUGGCAGUGACGUACAAAAAAGGUGAGCAAUUUGCUCCUAGCAAACGCAGCGCGAAGCCAAAGUAACGUAGUCUAGUGGUGAAAUCACUGGACCAAUUGAGCUCUGGAUGUGAGAGGUCUUGCACGGAUGCAGGUGUGUUAAAAACAACAGCAACGGCAGCAGCAUCAUUUCUUUCGGUUCUCAAGCCGAUGAAUUUCUUGUGUUUGUUCUAAAUUAUUAUUAUUAUAAACGUUUGUUCUAAUUCC